Lodderomyces oxycetoniae is the source of this 1419-nucleotide messenger RNA. RefSeq names its product dolichyl-diphosphooligosaccharide--protein glycotransferase subunit (gene OST1). The transcript has a single exon. Lineage: Eukaryota; Fungi; Ascomycota; Pichiomycetes; Serinales; Debaryomycetaceae. Bases 1 to 1419 code for a protein of 472 amino acids. Gene Ontology annotation, cellular component: membrane; oligosaccharyltransferase complex. The record is from RefSeq and is a predicted model, not a curated record.
AUGUGGUUGUCUCCACAAUUUAUGCUUACAAUUGGAGUAUUGCUCUGUAUGUGCAAUGCCCAUAUUUCGAGCUUAUAUACAUUAGAUCUUAAUUGGGAGAAUUCGCAUUAUACUCGUACAAUUGAUCUAGCUAAAUCUUCAAUUGCAGAAGUCGAUUUGAUAAGUAUCAAAAAUACAGCUCAUACUCCACAAAGCGAGUACUAUUACACUAUAAACGACGGAUUCGACAGUGUUGGUGAGUUGUCGUCUUUUUCUGUACGUUUGGCUGAUCAAUCGGUCGAUGUUCCAUUUGAAGAAAUUACCGCUAAUAAAGUUUUCAAAUUUAACUUGCCUGUACCGGUGGCCCCUAAUAGUGACAUUGACUUGAAAGUUAGCUACGUAUACAUUGAUUGCUUAGAACCGGUACCUAAAAAGAUUAGGUUGGAAGAUGUACAGCAGUUGUUAUACCAGACUAAUAAAUUUCCAUUUUCGCCAUAUGUUACUAAAGACUAUACCUUAAUAUUCACCGGUAUGACAAAGGGGCAAGAAAUGGAAUUGCACUUGGACAAAGCGGUCAAUGCUACAAACCCCGUGCCUUAUUUAGAACCAAGAGUGGAAAAUCGUGCAUUGAAAUAUGGCCCUUUUGUCGAGGAUAUCGCACCAUUCACAUUGAAGCCAAUGGGGUUGAUGUAUGACCACAAUCGUCCACUUCUCAAUGUCAUCAGCUUAAACAGAUCCGUUUGGCUUCCUGCGUCACAAGUUAAUAAAGUCUCUAUUGAAGAGUACUAUGAAUUAACAAACCUGGGUGCUGAACUCAGUUCUGGGUUUUCACGUGUUGACUGGAUGAAGGGAAGAUAUGCCGGAACAAGAAACCAUUGGGCAUUGAGUCACUUGGAAUUCCCUCUUUGGAAAAGAAAAGAAUUCGAGGACUACUAUUUUACAGAUAAAGCAGGUGUUGUUUCUACUCACAAAGUUGUCCAAAACCACUUGCUAUUACUGCCUCGUUUCCCAAUAUUUGGUGGGUGGCACUAUAACUUUACUUUAGGCUGGACUGAAGAUAUGAGUCAAAUCGUUCAUCAAAGUAAUCAGGACACAAACGAGUAUCUUAUUAGACUCCCCAUUUUGAACACUUUAAGAGACGUAACUUAUGAAGAUGUUUAUUUGGAGUUUUAUCUCCCAGAGAAUUCCCAAUACGAAGAUCUAGCAUCAUCAAUACCUUACGAAUCGAUAACUGUUACAAAUGAAUUGUCGUAUUUCGAUGUAUCUAAGGGACACAUCAAAGUCACCGUUCAUUAUAGAAAAUUAUACGAUAGCAUCAACCAAGUUGAUGUUAUCUUAAAGUAUAAAUACAGCAAGACAAGUCUUUAUACCAAAGUGGGUAAAAUUUCAGCAUUUAUCUUUACUGGGUUGAUUAGUUAUUACUUGUUGAAUAUUUUAUAG